AAAAAAGAAAAAAAGAAAAGGAAAAAAAAUGGUGUUUUUAGAGUAACCGUUGGAGAAAGAAAGAGAUAGAGAUGUAAAAAAUAUUCAAAAUUAAAAGUGACCGUUGCGAUUUCCCCUCUCUUUAUUUUCCAUCAUUUCUUCUGCUUUUCGGUUUUAAAAAAUCCCAAACCCAAAUCGAAUCUUUUUUCUCAGUUUUCAUCAAAUCAAUUUUUCAGCCUUCUGGUAAUUCUCCAAAUUUUGAACCUUUCAAGUUCAUCAUGGCUUUGAGAUCUCUCGAUAACGCUUUGCCGGUUCUUCCAUCGGAAAGACCCAAAAAGCAACCCAAAGUGGCCGCCGCCGCCGCCAUGAAACAGCAGCCUGAUCUUGUCAGAGUGAAUGACGAAAACAAGCCGCCGGUGCCGGCGCCGGCACCAUCCAACGCUGAUGCCACCAUUGAUUACAUCCCUUCUGAAAAUCUCAAAUCGAUUGAUGACCCAGAUGUUAGAAUUCAUGGACUAAUUGGAGGGUUAGAAUCAAAAGAUUGGCUUAAAGUUUGUGAAUCGUUGAAUGAUGCCAGGCGGUUUGCUCUUUAUCAUUCAAGCCUACUGCUACCGAUCUUGGAUAAGGUUAUGCUGAUCAUAGUGAAGGCCAUGAAGAAUCCAAGAAGUGCUCUUUGCAAGACUUCAAUAAUGGCUUCAUCUGAUAUCUUCAAGGCUUUUGGUGAUAAGCUGUUGGAAUCCCCUGUAUCUGAUGCAUAUGACCCUUUGCUUCUGCAGCUGCUGCUCAAAGCUUCUCAGGACAAAAAAUUUGUUUGUGAGGAAGCAGAUAAGGCACUUAAGGCAAUGGUAGAGUCAUUCACACCUCUUCCGUUGCUCCACAAGCUAAAAAGCUAUGCUAGCCAUUCGAACCCAAGGGUUAGGGCCAAAGCUGCAGUUUCAGUUUCCCACUGCAUUUCCAAGAUGGGGCUGGAAGAGAUGAAGGAAUUUGGGUUGAUUUCCACAAUUCAAACUGCAGCAGAAUUGCUGAAUGAUAGGCUUCCUGAAGCCCGAGAAGCAGCUCGAAGCAUUGUGGUUUCGUUAUACAAAGCUCUGACAGAAAAUGAAGAAGAGAAACAGGAGGUUUGGCAAAGCUUUUGCCAGUCUAAUCUCUCAGCUAUUCAUGCACAGGCUAUGCUCAAGCUCGUCUCCUCUUAGUAUGUCCCAUGAUGAAUGUGGCACAGUAGUACUAGAUACAUCUCAAUCACCAGACUCUUAGCAGUUUUCAGUAGUAAAGGCUCUUAGCAGUUUUCAGUAGUACUUUACUACCAGUCUCAUUGCAUAUAUUGCAAUUUUUUCUCGAGUGAACCUUAUUUUUAAGAAGAUUGUGAGAUGUGAGAUCUCACUAGUUUGUACCUACUACUAAAGUAAGAAUAAUAGAGUUUUCAUGUGAUUCAACAUCUUUA
Messenger RNA from Oldenlandia corymbosa var. corymbosa, 1420 nucleotides. Lineage: Eukaryota; Viridiplantae; Streptophyta; Magnoliopsida; Gentianales; Rubiaceae. The record is from the annotation of a GenBank genome assembly.